AUUGGGCCAACGUUAUGCCUUCUCAGUUUAUACCGAGCUCGCCGUUCAGGUAACACCUAUCGACUGUAGCCGGUCACUUUUCAAGUCUCGUUUCGUUCCGUUCUCAAAUUGUUCACUCGUGGCCACUCGUAUUCGACAAAGGAUUCGGAUAAAGGCGAAUUUUCUUGCAUUUCUGUAACGAACAAAAGUUUGCCAAAAUUGAAAACUUCAGCUAAAUAUAAGACGAUGGCAGAAUCAAAAACGGAGGACAUCCCCGAUAGAAUAGCGGAAACAUUCGAAGGACAGAACAUCCUAAUCACCGGUGGGACUGGUUUCCUUGGGAAGGUCGUUAUCGAAAAAUUACUCAGAUGUGUACAGAAUAUGAAACAAAUUUACAUGUUGAUCAGAACGAAGAAGGAAAAAGAUCCGAAACAUCGUUUGGAGGAAAUCUUCAAUUCACCGCUUUUUGAGAAAGUGAAGAGACAAAGGGGUGCAGAGAUACUUAAAAAAUCAGUAACUGUUGUAAGUGGAGAUGUAUCGUUACCUGGGCUUGGAAUUUCCUCAGAAGAUAGAAAGAUGCUUUGUGAAAAGAUAAAUAUCGUGUACCAUGCAGCUGCCACAGUACGAUUUGAUGAAUUGCUGAAGAAAGCAGUAUUAUUGAACACACGUGGUACAAAGCAAAUGUUGGAAUUAGCCAAGGAGAUGAAACAUCUGAAACUGUUUGCUCAUAUCAGUACAGCAUAUUGUCAUCUUGAAGAAAAGAUUUUAAGAGAGAAACCAUAUCCACCACCUGCAGAUCCUCAUAAAAUAAUCAAAUGUGUUGAAUGGAUGGAUGAUGAUGUAGUUGAAGCUAUGACAGAUAAAAUUUUAGGACACCUUCCCAAUACAUAUGCCUUUACCAAAGCUUUGUCCGAAAGCUUGGUUGAAGAAGCAAUGCCACAUAUUCCAGCAAUUAUAUUAAGACCAAGUAUAGUUAUACCUAUAUGGAAAGAACCAGUGCCAGGAUGGACAGACAAUAUCAACGGUCCGACAGGACUUUUAAUUGGUGCUGGUAAAGGUGUUAUUCGAACAAUGUAUUGUAAUGACAGUAGUUAUGCAGAUUAUCUUCCUGUUGAUAUUGCGGUAAAUGCAAUUCUUGCCAGUUCUUGGAAUUUUAUAUAUUGCAAGGACCAUGAAAAGAGAGUUUAUAAUCUUACAAGUAGCAGUGAAUUUAAGGUAUCAUGGGCAGAGAUUAUUGCCAGAGGUCGAAAAAUAACAGAAAAGGUACCUUUGAAUGGGGUUGUUUGGUACCCAGGUGGCAGUAUGAAAAAAUCAAGACUCAUGCACAAUAUAUGUGUUCUACUCUUUCAUAUGAUACCCGCAUACCUCAUAGAUGGACUUAUUUUUCUUGCAGGCUAUAAACCAAUUAUGUGUCGUGUACAACGCCGAAUACAAAAAGGUUUCGAAGUAUUCGAGUAUUACGCCAACAACCAAUGGGACUUCGACAAUUCGAAUAUAUUCGAGCUAAGGAAUAAACUUAAUCCUGUGGAAUAUAAGAAAUAUCAGCUACACGGGAAAGACAUGGAUAUAGACGCAUAUUUCGAAACAUGUAUACGAGCAGCAAGAAUUUACAUUCUAAAUGAACCACCGGAAACUUUGCCAGCUGCUCGAAGACACUUGAGGAUCAUGUAUUGGGUUGACGUAAUUACGAAGAUACUUUUCUUCGUGUUACUAAUCUAUAUGGUAGCAUCCUGGAGUGAAGGUUUCAAAGCACUGUUAAUGGGGAGUUGGUUAUUUGUUACUCGAACUCUGUCGCACUAAUUACUGACCUCUAGUUUUUAAUACUUUUAGCAAUUUAAAUUUUCUCUACGACCAAAUAAACUAUAAAUUCUC
Messenger RNA from Bombus pyrosoma, 1851 nucleotides. Its product is annotated as putative fatty acyl-CoA reductase CG5065. The record is from RefSeq and is a predicted model, not a curated record. Gene Ontology annotation, cellular component: peroxisome. The transcript is spliced from 9 exons. The coding region runs from base 226 to 1779 and encodes 517 amino acids. Gene Ontology annotation, biological process: long-chain fatty-acyl-CoA metabolic process. Gene Ontology annotation, molecular function: alcohol-forming very long-chain fatty acyl-CoA reductase (NADP+) activity. NCBI's taxonomy places the organism in Eukaryota, Metazoa, Arthropoda, Insecta, Hymenoptera, Apidae.